AUGAGUCAUAAAGUUGAAGUGACGAUUCGUCGUCUGGUGGUGGUGCCAUUGGGAUGCGGAUUGCAUCACGAUUACCCAAAUUUAAAAGUGCGCAUAGGGAGUCACGCUUGGACAUUCCGCUGCGAUAUUUUCUCACCACGUGUGGGUACGUAUUUACCAAGUGCAAUAGUUCCAGUGAAAGAUGGUGGUGCAUAUUUGUCUCGGUGUUUGGAUUCACUCCUUGAGCAGGUGGUAUGUUCGAAAUUUGUUAUCGAGCUUUCAUUAUUCGACGAUGGCAGUUCAGAUAAUACUUCCAGUAUCAUAAAACUCUAUAAAUCGAAAUUUUUGGAAAAAGGCAUCAAUGUUAUUAUUGGAAGUAGCGAACAUUCCAAGGGCGUAGGUUUUGCGAAAAACAGUUGUGUACGGCAAUGUAGUGGAUCGGUUUUAAUAUUCUGUGAUGCAGAUGAUAUCUCAGCGAAGCACCGUUUCAUCUCGCUAUAUAAUGUUUUGCAUAAUGCACUGAGACCUGACUUGACUCUUGUUGGUUCAAGAUUUGAACGCAUCCCGUCUGAGUCAACAUCACGUUAUACACAGUGGGCUAAUUCACUUAACAAUAAACAAAUUUAUAAUCAGGUUUUCACUUCCUAUGGACCCUCAAUGAUCGCUCCUACCUGGUGUAUGUCGAAAAAGCUUUAUGACAAAAUUGGAGGUUUUCAUGAAAGAGAACCAGUGGGUUAUCCGGAAGAUUUACGCUUUUUUUAUGAUGCUUUGAAAAUUGGUGCAGAUUUUGUAAAGAUUGAGGAAUCUUUGGUUACUUAUCGUUAUCAUCCAAAGUGUACCUCUUUAUAUGUAACGGAAAAAAUGAUAUGGAAGAUGCGUAUAGCUAUGUUUGAGGAACUGGUUCUUUCAAAGUGGAAAAAAUUUAUGAUUUGGGGUGCUGGCAAAAUUGGAAAAAAGUUUUACAGGUCAUUAAGUAAUGAGAAUCGUUUAAAGGUGACAGCUUUUUGCGACAUUGAUGUAAAAAAACUUUACUGCGGACGUUAUGAAUAUUUUGUUCCAGGUCAGCGGAGAGUCCUUGCUACAGUCCCAAUUAUCCCGCUGAAUGAAGUGGUUGCUCCGAUUGCUAUAUGUUUAAGAAUGGACUUUCUUGACUGCAACGAAAUCAUGAUGAUGAUCGCGCGGUACUGCAUUCGACGAGUUGUUUGUCCGCAGCUUAUGUUGUGGAGGGGUUUAGCAGCCAGAGUACCGGAUGUGAAAGUCCGCUUUAAAAAUAGAGGUGAAACUUUGGAAGCAAUGGGUAAAAUAGGUCAGUCGUUAUAUGAGGUAGUCGUUAAUGCUGAUUUACCUAUUGAUGGUUAUGGAGCAUGCGAAGGUACUUUAGCCUGCUGUACGUGCCACGUCAUUCUUCAGUCAGAACAUUAUAAAAGAUUGCCUCUACCAGUUGAAGAGGAGCUCGACUUGUUAGAUCUAGCACCUGAAGCAACGGAUUUCUCACGUCUUGGUUGUCAAAUAAAGUUAACGGAAGAAGAUCUACCGGGCGUAGAGGUCAUCGUACCGUCCGAAAUUCGUGAUGCAAGAGCCAACGAUUAG
Molecule: messenger RNA, 1569 nt
Organism: Acanthocheilonema viteae
Lineage: Eukaryota; Metazoa; Nematoda; Chromadorea; Rhabditida; Onchocercidae
Source: the annotation of a GenBank genome assembly